Messenger RNA from Linum tenue, 2327 nucleotides. The record is from the annotation of a GenBank genome assembly. Lineage: Eukaryota; Viridiplantae; Streptophyta; Magnoliopsida; Malpighiales; Linaceae.
CCUCCCAAAUGCUUUUUGUUUUUUGAAUUCAAAUCAAAAUCACAUUCUUGUCUCUCAAUUUCAAGCUCUCAUCGGAAACCGCGAUCCGGAUUCACGAUCAUGAGUCGUAGUAGCAAUCGAGAUUUGUGGUCGGAACUGGUCGCCGAAGAGGAAGGCGAAGGGGGCCGCCAUCAUAAUCAGCAGCCCCAAGCGAUUUACCGGCGUCGGCUCCCCCAAUCCCGUCCGGAGCCGCCUCCCGCUUCACUUCCCUGGUCCAAUUCCAGCCAUCUGAAUCGUCCGAGUUUCGCUGUUCCACCUCCCGUCAAGCGAGUCAGCUGGAAUCGUUCCCUUUCUACCAGAGGGAGGGUAAGCAUCGCCGUUUUCGCUUCUGUAGACGAUCGGCCUCAAAAGAGGGAGGGUAAGCAGAAGCCGCCGCCCAGGGGAAACGGGAACGCAAAGGGGAAGGGAAAGGGAAAGCCGCCUGUUCAUAGACCGCAGCCUCCAAACUUUGAGAAAGAACGGGAAUACUUCAAAGAGGUGGAUGCUUUCGAUCUGCUGGAAGAGAGUCCUUCUCCCAAACACAUUUCCACUUGGGUCGCAACCAAUGAAGCGGAUGCUGCUGCUGCCGUCCAGCCUGUCUCUUCCAGAUUACCCAAUUGGUUAAUCUCACACAACUUCAACUCCGACUCCAAUCUAUCCACCACAUUGUCUAAGAUACUUGAAACUCCGGCCGUGCGUUCCGCUAAUGGCGUUGGAGGGUUUAAGUUGAAGGCCCCAGAAAAGUCUGCCUCCAAUAUCCGUUCGUAUAAGCAUUCCACCCUGGCAAGAAUCCACGCUUACUUGGAAGAUCAGUUUGUUGCCCAGACAGACAGCGGCGAGGAAACUAUGUCUGGUGAUGGAUGCCGAGACAUUGAGGCAGCUAUUAAGAAGCUGUCUCUGGCUUCGACAUCUUCGUUGGAUCUUGACUUUGCGGAUCCUUUCCCUGCUCUGUUGGCUUACUGUGGCCAAUCAGCCCCAUCAACGUUACUAGAUGUGUUCUCCAAUUACUGCGACCCAAAAGAUAUUGUCAAACUGGGUGAAGGCACUUAUGGAGAAGUCUUUAAAGUGGGCAACACUGUCUGUAAACUAGUACCAAUUGAUGGAGACUCGCGUGUUAAUGGAGAAAUACAAAAGAGAUCAGAAGAACUCCUUGAGGAGGUCAGACUUUCAAAAACUCUUAAUGCUCUAAGAGGGGAUGCUGCAGCUCAAAAUGCAUGCACAACAUUCAUAGAAACUCUGGAGUUAAGGGUGUGCCAAGGUCCUUAUGACCCUGUAUUGAUUAGAGCAUGGGAAGAUUGGGACGAGCAGAAUGAUUCAGAAAAUGAUCAUCCUAAGGGGUUCCCUGAGAAACAGCGGUAUGUGGUAUUUAUAUUGGAACAUGGUGGUAAAGACCUUGAAAGCUUUGUGCUUAAGAACUUUGAUGAAACACGUAGUUUACUCGUCCAGGUAGUGUCUGGUUUGGCAGUUGCAGAAGCAGCAUUUGAAUUUGAACAUCGGGAUCUUCAUUGGGGAAAUGUUCUCUUAAGUCGAAAUGAUUGCACCAAAGUGCAGUUUACCCUCGAAGGAAAGAAAAUGAUUCUCAGAACAUUUGGAUUGUCGAUAUCCAUAAUUGAUUUCACUCUGUCCCGAAUUUGUACUGGUCAAGAUAUACUCUGCUUUGAUAUGUCAUCUGAGCCUUAUUUGUUCAAGGGACCAAAGGGGGACAAACAGGCAGAAACAUAUAGAAAGAUGAAGGAGGUAACACAGGAUAUUUGGGAAGGAAGCCACCCAAGGACAAAUGUCUUAUGGUUGCUGUACUUGGUUGACAUCUUGCUUCUGAAGAAAUCAUUUGAACGUUCUUCUAAACAUGAAAGAGAGAUGCGCUCACUGAAGAAGCGGUUGGACCAGUACAACUCAGCCAAAGAAGCACUCUUUGAUCCUUUCUUCAGCGACUUGUUGGAGGAGGUUAACUCAUGAAGUCAAGUCACAAGCGGAAACAGCCACUACACUAGAGACUAGUAGUAUAAGAAUGGAUCUUGUGUGAUCAUCCCGCACUCCGGAGGGAGGCAGUAGGGACGUUUCGUCGAACUGUAAAGUUCGGCGGCGGGUAUGAAACAACAUGCCCCAACCACAACCCAAUUGCCUGUUUGUUCGCUUUAGUUUCUUCUUAACUUUGGUUUGUAAACUUUGUAGUAGUCUGAUUCCACAUCGUGAAGGUUAGGGGGAUUGAGAAUUCUGGUAGGCGGAAUAUUGCUCCUAUGCUUUUCCUUUCCCCCUAGAGCUGUAAUCAUGCAUACGUCGGAAAAGUGGCAGUAAGGUUAGUGGUCGCC